This is a messenger RNA of Solenopsis invicta (red fire ant), 3181 nucleotides long. RefSeq names its product cyclin G (gene CycG). The transcript is spliced from 7 exons. The coding region runs from base 267 to 1334 and encodes 355 amino acids. Gene Ontology annotation, molecular function: cyclin-dependent protein serine/threonine kinase regulator activity. Gene Ontology annotation, cellular component: cytoplasm; nucleus; cyclin-dependent protein kinase holoenzyme complex. Gene Ontology annotation, biological process: mitotic cell cycle phase transition; regulation of cyclin-dependent protein serine/threonine kinase activity. The record is from RefSeq and is a predicted model, not a curated record. Lineage: Eukaryota; Metazoa; Arthropoda; Insecta; Hymenoptera; Formicidae.
GAGGAGGAGGCCAUCUCUCUUCUCACGAUCAACCGUCAGUCGGCGUAGUACCUGGUUCUGUUUCUAUUUAUCCUCCCUAGACCGAGAAGCAAAACGCGGGCCAAAAUUGGAUGAUCCGCUGACGUAAAGGCGUUUCGGACGCAUCCGGAUACAAGGCUGGCCAGCUGCGCCAUUCUUGUUGUGUGGUUCUUCUCAUCAGCCACACUACAUCAGCCAACCCUGGCUGCCGGGUCGUUGUUGUUGGAUUGUUGUAGUUAGCUGUUGUGAUGUCGCACACUGCAGGAAUGGACACGGGCUUGCCUGUACCGGAUGCCAUCCCCCUGCUCGAAAAGCUGCAAGAGGACUUGGUCUCCAACCUGGUCCAGGAGGUCAAAUUUCAACCGGACCUCCAUCAAUUACCCAUCACAACACAGGAUGAUGAAAUAACCAUUGAUGCUCGGGACAGAUCUGCUCAUGUACUAAGAUGCCUAAAAGUGGUGUAUGAUUUGUCUUCUGACGUAUUCUUCAUUGCAAUCAACCUGAUAGACCGUUUCUUGACCAAGAUGAAGGCAAAGAAGAAAUACAUGGCCUGCAUUAGCGUAUCAGCCUUUUACUUAGCCGCCAUCCAACGGAUGCAGUCCAUAGAUGCCGAUCACUUAGUCUCGAUUUCGCAGUGCAGAUGCACGGCUAAAGAUCUGAGACGCAUGUCGAAUGUGAUACAAGAAAAGUUGCAAUGGACUCCUGGUGCUCAGCCCACUACUACCUUGACUUUUCUACGUUUGUUCAACAAUAUGUUUCACGCAGUAGCAAAGCAAAUGCACCUCGGCGACGUUUACAUCAGUAUCGUCAAGGAAUCCGAAUUGAUCCUCCGAUUGGAAAUGGUGGCUUGCGAUGGUAAUUGCGCAAGUCUCAGGCCAUCCGAGAUAGCUCUGGUAUUACUCUGCACUUAUUUGGAUGCCGCUGUUAAACGACUGAAUGCGGACGCCACUGGGUCUGUCGACGGUCCUUCUUCACACAACACAUCCUCCAUUACUCCAUCCUACCAAAUGCUGAAAGAUGAACUCAUGCAGUUUGCUGUGGGACUCCGAGAAAAAUGCAAUAUUUCAGAGGAGAACUUUCGCUCCACUCAUGGGGCUGUAGGCGCCAUACUGAACAAGUACAACACCCAGCAGCAAAUGCCGUACAGACAGAAGCUAAUCUGGAGAGUUUCGUCGCGCACCGAAUGUAUGUUACGUCCAACCGACAAAUUCAUAUCCGUGCUUCCCGCCAUCGCGGAACAUGCGCCGGUUCCGUCACCAAACAGAAUCAGGAAAAAUCGUAAAUACGCCCGACGCCAUGGCAAUAAGAGACGUUAAAGUGGCAUCGCCAUUUUUUUUUGAGAGUACGGCACUGAGAUUUUCAUUCGGUAUAUCAAUAAACUGUUGAUAUACUAGAUAACCGACACGUGUUAAGUAAAAGCGCAAGAUUUUUACUUUUUACAGUACGAAGAUCAAAAUUUUACACGAAAGUACAAACGUCGAUUUACGCAUUUCGAUGAUUUCUCUUAGAAGCUUUAUUUGUGUCAUCUACUGGGAACACGUACAUACUGGCAAAAUAUAAAAAUCAUCGUCUCUCGUAAGACAACUCUACAUAAGAUAUAGUAAUACAUGUUUUGCCAGUAUGUAAAUCAUUAUUAUCGCAUGAUAUAUUAAUCUCGGCUCACUUUCUCAUCGCACUAUAUGCACAUAUUAUAUUUCGGAAUAUUUGUGCAAAUAUUUUAUAAAGACGAGGAUUUGAACCCUUGCCCUGUUCCAGCGAUAAUUGAAUAUUUAUUGCUAUUGUGAGCAUGGGAAGAAAAAGUUGAUGAACAGGUAUACAAGCGCUGUGAGAAGCGGAGAACGGAAUAAUUAUCUUUAAGAAAGAUUAAUGUGAUAUACAAUGUUCUUUAUAGUUAUUAUUAUCAUCUAUAAUUAGGAAAACAACAUCUGAUAAAAAACGUAUAUCUAUAUAUUUACAAAAUAUGUUGAAAACGAUGAUAGAAGUAUAUAAAGAAAAAAUAUAAAAAAUGCGAAAGUAUUAAAAAUUCGUAUAACGUAAAACGUGGUUAUUAUAAAGAGAGAAAAAAAGAUUAUAAAGUUGGUUUAUAAAGAUCUAUAAAGAUUGAAUGCGCUAAAACCUAUGCUCGCCAAGUUUGACAAAGAAAGAAAAACGUUUCGUUAGAUCUGGUUUUAUUAUGUCUCGAAAUGCGCUUCUUUUUAUCGUAUUUUACUUCAGGAAAAUGAUAGAUAAAAUAUAUAAAUAUGAGUUUACUGUUACCUAAAUGAUUUUCGUAUACGCACGUAUUAACAAUAACGGGAAAUGUGUGCGAAUUGCAGAAUAAAUUUAUUCUACAACAUUUCGAGGUACAAGUUGCGUAACCCAGAGUGUUGGAGACCAAUUUUGCUAUCGUGUUGCAAUACAAAAAAAAGGAUGUAAUUUUCUUGCAUGUUUAUUCCAAAGAUAAGCCAUUGUAUAUUUUUGCUUCUUUCCUGUAGAGAUAUUUUACAUUACAUUUUGGGAUUAAGGUUUUCUUGCGGUAAUAAUAGAAACGCUUCUUUUUAAUAUCGGGUAACUUUUAUAAUCAUUUAUUACCUGAUUCAUCGCAGUAAGGUAGCUUAUAACAUAUGAAAGUGUCGAGGUAAAGGCAUGAAAAAAUACUCCAACUCCAAUCUCAUUCUUGACUCUUAAUUGAUCGUGUGAUAUAUUGUGAAUUUGUAAACUGUGUCCCGCAUAUGCGAUCAAUAAAGGAUUAAGAGUGAUAUCGAGAUGUAAGAAGUGAUGAGUGGGCAUGAUAUGAAAUUCGUAAGCAGACGAAAGCAUGUAAACGAUAAUGUAAUGCGAGCAAACGCAAUUGUAAUUUGGCAGUAAUGUUGAAUUUUUUUAGACGGUUUAUAUUUUUUUCAUAUAUAUUUCGUCAAUUUUUUUGUGCUACACGAUCAAAAAUGUGUUAAACGAUAAAACGUUAUUCGCGAUUCACGAUAGCUCAUAAUUCGACGUUUGGAAACUGGUCUGCAUUAUCUGCAUUUACUGUAACUGAAUGAAAAAAAAGGGCAGUUAAUUCAAAUAAGUUUGCAAGUCUUAGCCAGUUUACGCUAGUCAUAAGUCGUACCGUACUUUCGUGAUCUGUGAAAAUGCAUUCUCUUUUUGCUUUGUGGCAUCAAUACAUCAUGCAAAUUUUAUUUUA